Messenger RNA from Panicum hallii, 2943 nucleotides. RefSeq names its product pre-rRNA-processing protein TSR1 homolog. The coding region runs from base 231 to 2588 and encodes 785 amino acids. The transcript is spliced from 21 exons. Lineage: Eukaryota; Viridiplantae; Streptophyta; Magnoliopsida; Poales; Poaceae. Gene Ontology annotation, molecular function: GTP binding; GTPase activity; U3 snoRNA binding. Gene Ontology annotation, cellular component: preribosome, small subunit precursor; nucleus. Gene Ontology annotation, biological process: maturation of SSU-rRNA from tricistronic rRNA transcript (SSU-rRNA, 5.8S rRNA, LSU-rRNA); ribosome biogenesis; endonucleolytic cleavage of tricistronic rRNA transcript (SSU-rRNA, 5.8S rRNA, LSU-rRNA). The record is from RefSeq and is a predicted model, not a curated record.
AAGAAAAUUUUGCCCGCGACGAAGCCCUAAACCCACGGGUUCUCUCCUCCCUCUCCCGCCGCCGGCUGAAACCCCAAAGCCCCUCCGAGCUUGCCCGCGCCGUCGCUCCCCUCCUCUCCACUUCCCCUGGCCGCCGCCGACCCCGACGCCCUCGAGCUCUGCCAGCUCUCCAACGACCCCGAGCUGACCCACCCAGCAAAGCAGCCGGACCUCCCGCCGCCGCCGCCGAGAUGGGCGGGGGCCGCGCGCAGGUAAACAAGGCUCACAAGACCCGCUUCGCGUCCAAGGCGUCCCGCCACGCGCACAAGAUCGACAAGGUCAGGAGCGGGAAGCCAGAGAGCAGCCACCGCUCCGCCGUCAAGGGUGCCCGCGCCGCGCGCAUCCAGCAGAGCAAGGCGAUCCGUGAUAAAAAACGUGCUGCUUUGCUGAAGGAGAAACGGUCAUCUAUAGGAUCUUCAGGCGCACCACGUGUCAUUGUUCUUGUUGGCCUAUCUUCAUCAGCAAAUGUUGGAUCACUUGCAAAAGACCUUUUAACAUUUGCGGAAGGAUGUGAUGGGAAACUGAGAUCCUCUACUGUUGCUUCUCCUACUUAUAAGCUUCGAACCACGGUACUGCAAGCACCAUAUGGUGAUCUUACCUCAUGCAUGGAACUUGCAAAGGUUGCUGAUUUGUUGGCGUUCGUUCUACCAGCAAAUUCAUUGUACAGUAAUGAUUCGAGCAGUCCAGUUGAUGAGUUCGGGUCGCAAUGUCUAUCGGUAUUUCGGGCCAUGGGUUUACCUAGUACAGCUGUUUUCAUUCGAGAUCUACCAGAGGACAAUAAAAGUAGGCAAGAAUUGAAGAAAGCAGCAACUUCUUUCCUUUCUGCAGAGCUGCCUGAGGACUGCAAGUUUUACUUAGCGGACACAAAUGAUGAUUUGCAUAAGUUCAUGUGGCUUUUCAAGGAGCAGCAUCUUUCAUCACCACAUUGGAGAAACCAGAGACCAUAUGUUAUGUCUGAACAGGUCUGCAUAAAACCUGAUGACAAUACGGGAUUGUGCACACUACUUGUGUCUGGAUAUUUGCGGGCCCAUAAUCUUUCAGUGAAUCAGCCUGUCCAUGUUUCAGGUGCUGGUGAUUUUCAGUUAAGCCAAAUUGAUGUCCUCAAGGAUCCAUGUCCUCUUAAUGAGCGGAAAAGCUCUGAUGUAAUGGAAACAGAAGAUAAUGGAAUUCAGAUUGUUAACACCUUUGUUCCAGACUCUUCGAAUCAGGAACCCUUACUUGUCGAAAAUGUACCAGAUCCUCUUGCCGGGGAGCAGACUUGGCCAACGGAAGAAGAUAUGGAAGAGGCCAACAUAAACAACAAACAGAAAAAAUUAGUAAAGAGGAAGCUUCCCAGAGGCACUUCAGAAUAUCAGGCUGCUUGGAUUGUUGAUGAUACAGAUGAUGAAGAUAAUGACUCCGAUAAUGACAACCAGGCUGGUUCUGGAAUGGUCAUUGAUGAGCAAGGUCAUGCAGAUCAAGGAAGUGAUGGUUCAGACAUAGAUGCAGUUUCUCACUUCACGGAAAAGUUUGAUGAAGAAACUGUUGGGGAUACUGAGAUGGCAGAUGAAGAAAAUUUGACUAAAGAACAGAUAGAAGCAGAGAUUAAGAAAAUCAAAGAAGCUAAUGCUGAAGAUGAAGAAUUUCCUGAUGAGGUGGAAACGCCGUUGGAUGUUCCAGCAAAAAAACGGUUUGCAAAAUACAGAGGACUAAAGUCAUUUAGGACGUCAUCCUGGGAUCCUAAGGAAUCGUUGCCACCUGAUUAUGCAAGAAUAUUUGCAUUUGAUAACUUCACACGUACUCAAAAGCAUGUCCUUGCAAAAAUUGCCGAGCUAGAUGGGGAAACAAAGGAUUGUGCUCUUGUGGGAUCAUACGUAAGACUCCAUGUGACAAACAUUCCUACUGAUGUUGCUUCCAAACUUUGUGAUCCAUCAAGAAGAAUACCUGUGGUGGUUUCUGGUCUUCUUCAACAUGAGUCGAAAAUGUCAGUUCUUCACUUCAGCAUAAAGAAACAUGACUCAUAUGAAGCUCCUAUCAAAUCUAAGGAGACUUUGAUUUUCAAUGUUGGAUUCAGGCAAUUUACAGCAAGGCCAUUGUUUUCAUCCGACAAUAUCAACUGCAAUAAACAUAAGAUGGAGAGAUUUCUACAUCAUGGACGGUUUUCUGUUGCCUCUGUAUAUGCUCCAAUUUGCUUCCCUCCACUUCCUCUAAUUGUUCUGAAGAACAGAGAUGGCGAGCAACCUGCCAUUGCUGCUGUAGGUUCACUAAAAAGUGUGGAUCCCGAUCGAAUCAUCCUGAAGAAAAUUGUUUUGACAGGGUAUCCACAGAGAGUCUCGAAACUGAAAGCAAUUGUGCGGUACAUGUUCCACAAUCCUGAAGAUGUCAAAUGGUUCAAGCCUGUUGAGUUGUGGACAAAACAUGGACGCCGUGGCCGGAUCAAGGAGACUGUUGGCACUCAUGGUGCUAUGAAGUGUAUAUUCAACAGCAGCAUACAACAGCAUGAUACCGUGUGCAUGAGCUUGUUCAAACGCGCGUACCCAAAAUGGCCUGAACAGCUGUACCAGGUGUAGGAUGGAUUACACUUGGACGUUUCAGCAGCGUGUCAGGUUGGUGGCACUUUGUUUGAUACAGCAGCUCCUACCAACAAGAUGGAAUCCAAUUUCCUGUAACGUGUUGCUGUUACAGGGUAACUUGGUUGUUUUUACUGUUAUAGUGUUAGCCGUACCGUUUGUGCCAUGAGGAGGCGAAGUUUUGGUCAUGUCAUUAGUACCACUGGAUAAUCAGUUUUAUUUUGUUUCUUCUUGUGAGGCCGGUGCAGGCCAUUGUGGAUGAACCUGUAUAUGUUUGCUGUCUUAUUUAUUUAAGAGCUAAAUCUGCGGAGGAAAACUAUGGGUGCAUUUUUGGUGGAAUACAAAUGUGUUGUUA